Molecule: messenger RNA, 4526 nt
Organism: Oncorhynchus masou masou (cherry salmon)
Lineage: Eukaryota; Metazoa; Chordata; Actinopteri; Salmoniformes; Salmonidae
Product: DNA helicase B-like
Biological process (GO): negative regulation of double-strand break repair via homologous recombination
Molecular function (GO): single-stranded DNA helicase activity; 5'-3' DNA helicase activity
Source: RefSeq, a predicted model, not a curated record
UUUAUGUCAGCCGUUAAAAUUAAAUUGACGCGCGAAAUUGGCAAAACAAAACAGAAAUGUCACAUUCGGGGUGUCCUCUUGGUGACAGAAUCCUAGUAGGUUACAUUUUACCCGAAAAGAAGGUUAAAAACUCCGAAAAUGACGACUCUGAUUGGGAAGAUGAUGAUGAGGAGGAAGACGAUGCACAGCCGGAGUUUCUGGAUAUGAAAGAGAUGGACAGCGUUAGUUUAGGAGGACAUGUGUUUAAUUCCUCCGUACCGGGCCGAAACGAAGUUGAUUUCCUGGACAGCGUGUCUGGUAAGAGAUGCAGAGUACUGGGCCGGUUCAGUCUGAAGGACCCGUGGUGGGAGGCUACCUGCACGGCCCGCGCAGCCAGGGGCAAGCUGGUGCUGCGGGGCUACCCUGCCUACCGCCUUCGCUCAGACCUCCAGGGAGACCCGGACCACUCUGUCCUGUCUCUGUUCCUCACAGCCUGCGGCGUGGACGCACAGUUUGUCGUCCCCUUCUUUGCUUGGCUGCCGAUGGGAAGGAAGGUGGAGUUUGCUAACUUGCAGGAAGUUCUGGCUGAGUUUGAGGAAGGAGAGCAGCACAGGGCUUUGGCACAGCAGAUUAAAGCCUUGGUCUCUGUUUCAGUUGCAGGGAUGCGCGUGACGGCUGCCUCUCUGUACCCCCAUGUGAUGAGAUACCUGCCUACCCUACUGCCAGGGCGCUUCACAGAGCUCCUGAGUCGGGGAAAGAAAAGCCAAAAACAGGGUGCUACACAGCUAGAGGAGGAAGGGGAGGAUCUCAGCUUGCUGGCCAGAAUAGAGGAGAUUAUCAAGACUGACGUCUGGAAGCUGGGCUUUAACUAUGUUAUGUACAAGGAGUUGAAGGUGGUCCAUUGCGAGGCUCAGCUGAGAUCCUUCCAUGAGUGUAAACUCUUCCAAGAGAUCCCUCUGAAGCAGCGUAAUGCCCUGCGAGUCUACGACUCUCUGAAGAACCACUGCUACAGGACGGGCAGUACCUACAUGGAGCUCCCCACCCUGUGUGACGAGGUCAGGAGAGGGUGUAGCUCCGUGGUGGAGGUGGAGGUGUGGGACGCAGUCCACUUCCUCAAAGAGCUGGGCGUAGUGGUACGGGAUCGCCAGAAGGUGGCGCUGCAGAACCUGCAUUCUUAUGAGACUGGGAUAGCGGAGUGUCUACGCUGUCUGGUGCAGGAAGAGCCCUGGGUUAUACCUCUGGAUGUCAUAGAGGUGCUGACUGCUUCAGCUCUGCAGAGGCUGAGGAAGAAGGGAGGGGAUGGAGGGAGUAGGGAGGAUCAAGGUGAAGUGGACUCCGACGCAGAGCGGAAGGUUGAUGAGUUGAAUGGAAGGUGUGAUAUGGAUGGCAGCGCUGCAGAGACAGACUGUACUAGUACUGCUGUUAGAACAGCAAGCGGAUCCUCUGUCCAAGACUACAUCACCCUUACAGACCAGGGCCCUCCAGUAGAUUUAGGCCCAGACCAGGGCUCUCCCCCUCCAGUAGAUUUAGACCCAGACCAGGGCCCUCCAGUAGAUUUAGACCCAGACCAGGUACGUGCAGCGGAGAUGAUCUGCUUCAAUCCGGUGACUGUGAUCAGUGAAGGGGGCUGUGGUAAGACCACGGUGGUGAGUCUGGUGUUCAAGGCCGCCUUGCAGCAGAGCCCAGAGAAGGUCAGGAAGGCAUGCUGGGACUUUGAGAAUGACUCCUUGGGGUCUGAGGCGUGGGAGGAAGCCGACGCGUGGGAGGAGGAAGCCCUGUCGCAGAGUCUCCUCUCUCAGUUAGAGGACGAGGGGAAGGACGAGAAGAAGUCGUCGUCGUGGGUUUUACAGGGAGAGGACGAGGUGUUACUAACAGCACCCACAGGGAGAGCUGCGUCUCUGCUCACCAAGAGGACCUGCUUCAAGGCCUACACCCUGCACCAGGUGGUGUGGAGUUUCAUGCAGGCCAAGAAAGACCCCAGCGGGGCUCCUGAGGAGUGGAAGUUUGCGUGUGUGCGUGUGUUGGUGGUGGACGAGGGCAGUCUGGUGUGUGUUCAGCUCCUCCACUCCGUCCUCACCAUGCUCACCAAACACGCACAGCUCAGGAAGUUUGUCAUCUUGGGUGAUGUGCGUCAGCUGCCCAGUAUCCAACCAGGAAACACCUUGUAUGACCUGUUCCACAGUCUGGGCCGAGCCCAUUGGGCCAUCGAGAUGAGGACCAAUCACAGAGCUGAGUCUCAACUCAUCGUCAACAACGCCGGACAAAUCGCAGAGAUGGGGAUGAAUCAUCGUUUCAGACCGCUCCACUACGACGCCAUCUUGGAUCUGAAUGGAAGUUACACCAUGCCCUCUGAAGACAAGAGGUUCAUCCUCAUCCUGCUGCCCAACACCCACGAGGUCUCUGACUAUAACCUGCAGGUGGCUAUCGAACUAUUAUUGGAAGCUGCUCCGGGACUGGAGAAUGACGCCACGUCACAGUUCAUUGCCUUCAGAAGGAAGGAGUGUGCCUUGAUCAAUGAGCUUUGCUGCAAACAUUACUGCAACCACCGCACCAAAAACAACAAGAACCGACUAGCUUUCCAGCCGAGAGAUAAAGUCUGCUGUACAAAGAACGGCUACGUCACAGACAGGAACAAGGAAGUGUCUCCUGAAGCAGAGGACCUGGAGAACAGCUGUAUUGACCGGGCCAGGACCAAGCAGAGACUUCCUGGUCUGGACGGAGGGGAGAGACGGAGAGGGAACGGGGCCACACAGAGAGACGGAAGUGGUGACAAAAUGAAAAGCAAAGAGAAGAAUAAAGAGCGUCUUUGUAACGGAGAGAUAUUCUUUAUUAAACAUGACGUGACAGAGGAGGAGGCGGGCUCACAGCGGAACAGGAAGCAGAGGUACUUGACUCUGGAUGAUGGUGACGGACGGACGCUGUGUGUUUCCUUCAGGGAGCUGCAGAGAGAAUGUAAACUGCAACACGCCUGGGCUAGGACCAUACACACCUUCCAGGGGUCGGAGACCGAGACCAUUGUGUACGUGCUGGGAAACGGCAGCGUCCAGACGUGGAAGCACGUGUACACGGCUGUGACACGGGGACAGAAGCGUGUAUAUGUCAUAGCCAAGCAGGGGGGCAUGGCCUCGGCCAUUAGGAGACGCAUCAUCCCACGUAACACCCGGCUGGGAACCCUGGUCAAAGAGCUGCUGGUCCAGCCUGGGGGGCACGACCAACCAGACCAGAACCAACCCCCUCCGGGUACACCUCGCAGGGCAGCCCCAGGCUUCGGGCCUACACAGACCACUCCUCUGGCCUCACAGACACCGAGCUGGUCUCUAAGGACCCCCUACAAAACCCCUAUAGCAGCACCCAGACUCUUCUCUACGCCCAGCCGAGCAGUCCCACUUCACGCCAAUCGUGUCCAGUCCCACUCUACGUCGGUCCUACCCAGGGAGCUGUGGAGAAAUGAGCCUCCAACAGCUCCUCAGGCAGAUGCCUCAGACACCUCUCUAAUGGACGACAUCACUUUCAGUCAGGCAUAUACCUGGUCGCCUAUGAACAGCAGCUCUGAGGACCCCUCUCAGGAGCAGCCCGGGUCGUGUGAGGAGGAGGAGGAGGAAGGGAUCAAGAUGGAGGCUAGCAGCAGCGCUGUAGAGGAUGGACACAUGGGGAAGGCUUCACAUUUAGCUGCUCGUUCUGGGGUUGAGAGCACCCCUCCCAAGAGGACGCUCGGUCCUGACAGUGAGAAACAGAAUGGGACUCCUCAUAAACAGAUCAAGGUGGAGCCAUUCGAAUCACCGCUGGGCUGUUCCAGACUGCAGCAGCUCGCCCUCUGCACGCCCACCUCCCACGGCAAACGGCUCUUCCAAGGUCCACCCUCCGAUCAGGACUGAACGUCUUCUCUCCCUGACCCAGGAUAUCUUAUGAUUGAUGGCCACUACUGCAUUGAUACCAGGAUAUCUUAUGAUUGAUGGCCACUACUGCAUUGAUACCAGGAUAUCUUACGAUUGAUGGCCACUACUGCAUUGAUACCAGGAUAUCUUAUGAUUGAUGGCCACUACUGCAUUGAUACCAGGAUAUCUUACGAUUGAUGGCCACUACUGCAUUGAUACCAGGAUAUCUUACGAUUGAUGGCCACUACUGCAUUGAUACCAGGAUAUCUUACGAUUGAUGGCCACUACUGCAUUGAUACCAGGAUAUCUUACGAUUGAUGGCCACUACUGCAUUGAUACCAGGAUAUCUUACGAUUGAUGGCCACUACUGCAUUGAUACCAGGAUAUCUUAUGAUUGAUGGCCACUACUGCAUUGAUACCAGGAUAUUUGAAUCAAAUCAUAUUUUAAAUGUCAUAUGCACGGAAUACAAGUGUAGAUCUUACCAAUAAUGCAAUUUUAAUUAAAAAUAAGACUUAAGAAUGAUAUUUACUAAAUAAACUUUUUUUUUUUUUUUAGUAACACAAUAAAAUAACAAUAAUGAGGUUAUAUACAGGGGGUACCGGUACCGAGACAAUGUGUGGGGGGUAGAGGUUAGUCGAGGUGAUUGAGGUAGGUAAGGGUAACGUGACUAU